This is a messenger RNA of Teleopsis dalmanni, 522 nucleotides long. RefSeq lists its product as uncharacterized. Lineage: Eukaryota; Metazoa; Arthropoda; Insecta; Diptera; Diopsidae. The record is from RefSeq and is a predicted model, not a curated record. The coding region runs from base 53 to 280 and encodes 75 amino acids. The transcript has 2 exons.
UGUCGAUUCACAUCGAACAAAUGAUGAUACAUCGCUGCCACCACCACCACCAAUGGAAACGUCAAUUUCUUCACCAAACAGUAAAGCCAAUAAUAUUAUGAAUCAUAACAACAACAACAAUAACAACAACAACAGUAAUAGCAACAAUGUGAAUAGCAACAAUGCAAUGCCAUUACAAAAUGGCAGUUCCUCUAACAACAUGGAGGAUGAUGAUGAUUUACCGCCACCUCCACCGCCAGCACUUAAUGACGAAUCCAAUUAUGCGGUGACGGAACUUUAAAAAACCACAAAAGAAUAAACAAAACAAAAAACAAUUAAACAAUUUCUUAGAAAGUUGACAAAAAGUUGACAAAAAGUUGACAAAAAAAUUGAUUGUUUUUAGGUGAAACGUAGGAAUUAAAUGUUGAUGUGUUAGCGAAUUUUAAUGCAUUUCAAGCUAUUGUUAUAUAUAUAUAAAUAAAUAAGAAAAAUAUUCUUAAUUAUUAAAAAAAUUAUUAAAAGAUUAGUUGCAGUUGCAUUCGU